Molecule: messenger RNA, 4054 nt
Organism: Drosophila kikkawai
Lineage: Eukaryota; Metazoa; Arthropoda; Insecta; Diptera; Drosophilidae
Gene: dbr
Product: debra
Cellular component (GO): nucleus
Molecular function (GO): zinc ion binding
Source: RefSeq, a predicted model, not a curated record
CAGUUUUAUUUCGUUUUCUCGUCGCGACGCAAGUGCUGGUGAAAUCGUUGUGGCAAAAGCCUUUUUAAAGCUGAUAAAACUACUAUAGUGGCCCCGUGUCCAAGUUAGUGGGCUCUUUGGGCAGCCGAAACCCGAUUAAAUAAGGUUUACACAAAGAUUUUAAGGGAAAAUAUAUUUUCCUCAAAAAACGUAGCAUAGCGAGUGCGGACAACGUCAAAAGAAGAAAGCAAAAUUAGCAUGUUGCGUGCGGUGCUCUGACUCUGGAGGUGAAAGGGCGACUACAUAAGGGAAGUGCAGGUGCAACGAAGCCAUCAUGGAUGCCCAGUUCGAGCACUUGUGCCGCAUUUGCGCGGCCAAUACGAAGAGCAAAACCAACUCGGUGGUGGAGAGUGUGUUCAUCUUCAAGACCCAAGGCCUCAAGGAUAAGAUAUCGCGCCACCUCUAUCUGAACGUCGCUGAAGACGAUCCACUGCCAAAGGUGCUCUGCAAGUCGUGCUACCGACAGGUUGAGGCCACGGCCUCGCUCUCAAAUAUUGCCAAGCACACGCAGCUUGUGUUUCGGGAUUUCCUACUCAGCACAUUGCCCAAAAAUGCACGAGAAGCAGCAGCGGCACAGCUGUCUGGAAGAAGCGAGGAAAAUCCUGCACAGUCCGACGAAUUCCGUCCCAUCUUGUUAACCCACGUGCCGGAGACCACCAUUACAGUGUCCAAGCCCCAGGCUGGGAACACACCUAAAGAAGACAACAGCAACGUUGCUACUAGAUCCAACAAGGCUACUGUGAGAUGCGAGGAAAACCUUUCGCACACCGAUGAAUUUCGUCCUAUUAUGCUGACCCGUGUGCCGGAGACCACCAUCACAGUGUCUCAGCCGCAGGCUGGGAGUAGGCCCAAGGAUGAUGGCGUUGUCGCCAGUAAACUCAGGGAGCCUAGGGAAAGUGUCGUGCCUCCUGGUAUCGCAACUGGAAGGAGCAAUUUGCCGCCGACGCGUCGCAGUAGCGUAUUUGUGGAUUCUCGCUACGGAUCGGCGCCAAUGUCGAUUGCACAGCGGUCGAUGCAACAUCUGCCUUCGUUGGUCCCUCUAACUUCCGAGGUUUCGGCAAUCAGUAUCCCCAGGAAGAGUCCGGAGAAGAAACUGUCGCCGGCCGGGGUGAUAAACUUCAUUCAGACGCACGGACGCAUCACCGGCAAUGUGCCGGUGGCCGGCAAACACGACAACACCAGAACUACAACGGCAUCCGUUUCUCCAACUUCAAAUACGCAAGGGACCGGAAUGGCAAACUUACCCAGCAACGUCUUACAACAGAAACGCAGAAAUCUCAAGAACGCCUUGAACAACAUCAAAGCCAUACACAGCGGGCAGGUGUCGCUGCUUAAGUCAGCGCAAAUCCGGAACCCAGUCGAUGAUAUUCGGCCCUCUGUCACUGCGACAGUAGUUCCUCAAGAAGCCCUGUACGGGUGUGAGCCAUCGGUGGAGGAAGCGUUGCCGGAGCACAUGAUCUUUGCGGCGCCAAAAAAGAAGCGGGAGGACGAAGAGCCCUUGGUUAAGACGGUUCCGCCGAAGUUAAAGAAAGGCCUGCCGCCAAGUCAAGCCAAGUCAUUGCCGGUCACGCUCGACCUGACUGAAUCUUCGGCCGGCCCACAUGCUUCACCCCCGACCAAAUCAAUGCCCAAUGUAAAAAGCCUCUCGGAUGCAAUUUCCCUGGGCAGCGUUAUAAGGGAUCCGGACUUGUUGAUGCUCAUUCUUAAAGCACUGAAGUGGCCAAUAUCUGCCGGGAACUGUGAAGAGCAAAUGGCUCGAUUAAAGUGCUCAAAAUUUGGUGUUAUUAUGUCGGAUAACAACCUUCUUCAGGACACGGACCUCACACAGCUUUUGGGUCCCUAUUUGGGCCCCAUGCUGGCGGUUGUUCAACAGCAAGAUAAACAGGCUGUUUCAGCGGCUAUCCCGACUGCUGGGCUGAGCAAUUCCUUGCCAGCCACAAAGGAUAUACUGAAGUUGACAGACCUAUCCAGUGCAAUGCCUUACAAACUACCACCAGAGACGUCGGUUCAACUAGUACCCUCCAGCCCCACAGAGUUGGAACCUCCACCUCCACCUCUGCGGCCCAGGAAGUCAGUUAGUGUAUCUUCUGUGAAACGUUCUCAACGAAAAGUGCGGACUCGAGAACGGCCAACCGGACAACCAUCGGCUUCAACUUCAAAUGCGGCGCAUGUGAGCAGCGAGUUAUUGAACAUCAACGCUAUGCUUUUAUCACAAUUUGGAUCAAAUCCUGCGGAUGCGCUUAACGAGGCCCUUAUUUCACUGCUUAAGCAGCAGCAGGAGUCGAAGGAACAACGUAGUUCCCGCCGGCGACGUAGUGCGUCAAGCAGUGUAGUUAAUUUAGAAGAUAUUGUGCUAGUCGAGCCACAGCCGCAGGCGCAGCCACUGGAGGCGGGACCACACGCCGCCGAGGACGUCGUGGAUGACCAUUUAAUCAAGCAACUCCCUCCAAUAGAGCAACCUGCAGUUAAUCGACCUGUUGUUAAGAGGCGUAGAACCGUCAUGCAGGCCUCAAAACCGCCAGAAACUGUAGGGCGUAGCAAUAGGGACUCGUCCCCUGUAAAGACUCAAAAAGCAUCUUAUUCUGUUGCCUCAGAGGAAUCUGUUAUGAAGCUAUCUGAAAAUGCUGUUCAAAAAGUAAAGCAAUCAAUUGAAGAACCCACGGCUGAGCCGUCCCAGGCACCGACAAGCACAGUGCCAGAGGCUGCGAGCCAUCAUGUCGAUCCUCUACCCACAACUGAGCAAGAGCCUCCUGAAGCCACUGAGGCUUCUCCGUCGAAUGGAGCCAGUGGAGAUACGGAAAACGGCAAAGCAGACACGGCACCCGUUCGCAAGUCGGAGGGUAAGGCUGCGCUCGGCCAGAAGCUGCUGGAGGCAAUCGGUCUUCCUCAGCUUGGCAAGGAUGUGGCACCGGAGAGCUCGCGCGACACCCUCAGGAGCGCCCUGAAACGUUCGCUGAAACAAGCGCAGGAGCAACAGCAGCAAUUGAAGCGGGUGAAGCAGGAAGAGCCCGUCAAGCAACUGGCGGAUUCUACGACCAAGCUCAGUGCUGCCGAAUCGGCGGAUGAGCGCAAAAAAGUGAUUGCGGAACGGGAGCUGGCACUGCUAAAGCGCAAGACGGCAACAUCCGGAGAUGACAGCAGGUUGUCCGUUAAGGACGAGAAAUCUGAACGCACCGACGUGAGUUCUUCCUCGUCGCGGAAUCGCCGAAGCCGUAGAUCCAAGACGGAUGCAACAGCGGACUCGGGCGAUGAAGAAAAGAAAUUGGAGCGAUGGGACGAGGAUGACGAAAUGCCGUUGAAGACGGACGCUGAAAAGGCUAUGGAACGAAGCAGCAGCAGCAGUAGUAGCAACCGCCCGACCCGCACGAGCAAGAGCUUGUCCAAGUAUUACAAGGGUCCAUCCCCCAAAUCGCAGCACGCAAUGGGUACGCGCUCCACACGGCAGCGCUGAUUAGUUCCCGGCCACAAAAGAUUUACAUUUUAUUUCACAUAUGAAAUAUGAGAAAUUAUUUUUGAAAAAUUACAUAGCUUAAGUGUCUUGGAAUUGUUCAACUGUGUACAAUGUACGCGCGAAUGUUGAACCUCGUUUAGUUAUUACAUUAGAGUCGAAGAACCCUAUUGAUUCGAGGACAAUAGUACAACUAUUUGAAAUCGUUCUCUUAUAAAUCAAAUUAUGAGGAACGGAUUGUAAUGAUAAAACUUAAAAUAUAUACAUUUAUAAUGGAAAGUUAAACCUUAAGAUCUUUGAAAGUUUGCGUUAUUUGAAUUAUAUUUUUAUCGACGAUUACCCAGAAGUCUAUUAUUUAGUUUUAUUUUUGCUGCCUUCUUCAAAGUGGGGCUUGUAAGAUAUCUACUGAAAAUGAUACAGCUGCAAUUGUACGAUCAAUGUCCGUUCUAUGAUCUCUGCGAUCAGGUCAUAGUGCUUCUCUUGUUUGAAAGUUGAUUUGGUUGAGUUAAAAACCAUUCUCCUCUAUUUUUCUAACCAAAACUAAUAAAUUUGUAAUACUAUUUGUAA